Sphaeramia orbicularis (orbiculate cardinalfish) is the source of this 984-nucleotide messenger RNA. Its product is annotated as trace amine-associated receptor 13c-like. Bases 1 to 984 code for a protein of 327 amino acids. Gene Ontology annotation, cellular component: membrane. The transcript is spliced from 2 exons. Lineage: Eukaryota; Metazoa; Chordata; Actinopteri; Kurtiformes; Apogonidae. Gene Ontology annotation, molecular function: trace-amine receptor activity. Gene Ontology annotation, biological process: G protein-coupled receptor signaling pathway. The record is from RefSeq and is a predicted model, not a curated record.
AUGGAGACACUGGGAGAAAGCGACCUCUGUUUCCCACACCUCUUUAAUGCUUCUUGUAAAAAGCUCAUGCGCUCUCACUUUGAAACUUCGCUUAUUUACUUUGUGCUGUCUGCUAUCUCUGUGGUCACCACUGCUCUCAACCUGCUGGUUAUCAUCUCUAUCUCCCACUACAAGCAGCUUCAAACCCCCACCAACUUCCUCCUCCUCUCUCUGGCUGUCUCGGAUUUCUUCGUGGGUCUGCUCAUGUCCUUUCAGAUUGUCCUCAUAGACGGAUGCUGGUAUCUCGGUGACAUCAUGUGUAUUGUAUAUCGUGUUUUAGACUAUAUUAUCACAUCUGCCUCCAUAGGAACAAUGAUCCUCAUAUCAGUUGACCGUUAUGUGGCCAUAUGUGACCCUCUGCAUUACCCGACUAAAGUCACCCCUAAAAGAGUUCAGAUCUGUAACUGUCUGUGUUGGCUCGGUUCUGCGCUUUGUCACACUAUGUUGAUGAAGCAUAACAUGGAAGAACCGGGCCGAUAUAACACCUGCACCGGGCAAUGUGUGACCGUUAUUGAUUACGCUGGAGGACUUAUUGAUCUAAUUGUGUCUUUUGUUAGUCCUCUCACUUUUAUUCUAAUUCUGUACAUGAGGGUGUUUGUGGUUGUUGUGUCUCAGGCCCGUGCCAUGCGAUCACACGUUGCAUCUUCCACAGCUCAAGGGGGUGUUACAGUUAAGAAAUCAGAGAUGAAGGCCGCCAGGGUUCUUGGUGUGGUUAUUAUUGCGUUUCUAUCAUGUCUCUGCCCAUACUUUUUAGUCACCACUACAGGCCAGGACACUUUGUUCAAUUCUGCGUCAGAAGCUUUAGCGAUCUGCCUUUUCUAUUUUAACUCCUGUCUAAACCCUCUGAUCUAUGCAUGUUUUUACCCCUGGUUUAGAAAAUGUCUGAGACUCAUUUUUACACUUCAGAUUCUGCAGCCUGGCUCCAAUCAGAUGAAUGUAAUGUAA